Messenger RNA from Sesamum indicum (sesame), 3903 nucleotides. NCBI's taxonomy places the organism in Eukaryota, Viridiplantae, Streptophyta, Magnoliopsida, Lamiales, Pedaliaceae. The record is from RefSeq and is a predicted model, not a curated record.
AAAUGAUGGAUCCAAAUAACGAACACACACACACACACAAUCACUCCAAUAAUUCUCCAAUCCCUUUGCAGUCCAUCUCCUGACCCUCCAAUCCAAACAGCUUCUAAUACAAAACCCUCCAUCAAAACAGGGGUUUUGUCCCCCAAAUUCCAAAUUUCAAAUUCCACCCUAAAGCGGGAAGUCAAGAACAAAGGCAAGGGAAAACCUUCUACUCCAAUCCCAUUCUAGUCUACCAAUACCAGAGACCAUCAAUGGCGGAUGGAAAAAAGAAGCAGGCAAUGAGUCUCAAUCAGCUACACAAUCGGUUUCUUCAUGAUCUCUCCGCUUCUCACUCUAAGCCCAAACCGGGCGCAGUGGAAGAUAAUACGCAGUGGAAGGUGAAGGCAGUUGAAUCUACUGAAGGAAAUGAUGAUGUUCCCCGGUUUGAUUUCGAUACCACUUCUCCUCCUCCUCUUCAAGAAGGAGAGGUGAAUGUUGAAGAGCCUGUGUCAACAAAGAUUAAGGAUUCUUCUCCUCAGCUAUUUGCCGGCAUUGCUGAUUUUGAUUCCCCAUCCCCCAGUUUUGCCUUUGAACCGCGUGAAAGUAGCAAGACUACUGAAGCUGGCAGCAGUUCUUGUGAGGCAAAUCCGACUAUUUCGGGGUCGUCUGAACAUAAUACCAAUCUUUCCGUUGGUAUGAAACUCGAGCAUAUUGGACAAGAGAGCAGUAAACUAUCUGAUAUAGAAGAUAAUGCUUCCAAGAAGAGAUCCUUAUUAUCUGGUGGUGUUGAUCAUGCUUCUAAUUUCCGAGGAGAAGAAAGGCAAACGAAGGUGAAAAUUGAAGGCAGGCGUCGCCUUUGUAGAAUUUCAAAGAAUAAUGAUAGCGCGUCUGCGGCAGGGAGGAAAUCUAUAAGAGAUGAAGAGCCAAAAUUUGAUGGCAUUUCAGAUUUUGAUUCACCUCCUCAGGUGAAUAAAACAUGUGAGAGUGCUGGGAAUGAAAUCAGGGAUAUACUGAAUGAUUUGAGCGCAAGGCUUGAGAUUCUUUCAAUUGAGAAGAAAAGGGUCCCCAAGAAGGUAGAUCCCAUGGAGGAUUUCCAGGACACAAUAAGAAGUAAAUUACAUGACUUGACCAUAAAAGAGGGGGUCCCAGAAUAUCACAAUGCUGCUUCUUCAUACCUGCUUUCAUCUGAUUGUGUGGAUAACACAAUUGAGUCAAAAGUUGGAAGUAUUGUCACCAGUGAACUCCAAGGGGGAAAAACUUCUAUUUCCAAGGGUAAGGAUGAUACUUGUGUUGGUAAGGCCAACAGAACCUUGUAUAAGUGCGAAGGGCUCAACAAUGAUAAACUUAUGAGGGCACAUGUAAAAUCAGCAUCUACAACAGAAUCUCAAGCUUACAAUUACAGCAGAGAAGUAGAAGGCUUUGAUACCGGUGAUUAUGUGGCUUUCAGUAAAAAAGACAAAGUCAAACAAGUUGAUAGGAGGCAAGAGAAGAUUAUUGAUGUAUCUGAUAACGAAUCUGAUGAGGUCACAGUAUUGGAAGAUCAUGUAGAUGACCUCACUUUGAGUGGUCCGAAGUUGACGUACAAGUUACCUCGUAAAUUAGCAAAAAUGCUGUACCCUCAUCAGCGGGAAGGAUUGAAAUGGCUCUGGUCUCUUCAUUGUAAGGGUAAAGGUGGUAUUUUGGGUGAUGAUAUGGGCCUCGGCAAGACAAUGCAGAUUUGUAGCUUUAUAGCUGGACUGUUCCACUCAAAUUUGGUUAGAAGGGUAUUGGUUGUUGCACCUAAAACACUAUUAGCCCAUUGGAUUAAUGAGCUAUCAACAGUUGGGCUCUCUGAGAAGACGAGAGAGUAUUUUGCAACUUGUACAAAAACUCGACACUAUGAGCUCCAAUAUGUACUUCAGGACAAAGGUGUUCUUCUAACAACGUACGAUAUUGUGCGGAACAAUGCGAAAUCCUUAUGUGGAGAUUAUCAUUACAAUGAUGAUGGAGACGAAGAUGAAACAACAUGGGAUUAUAUGAUUCUUGAUGAAGGCCAUCUUAUAAAAAAUCCAAGCACACAAAGGGCAAAAAGUUUGCUUCAGAUACCUUGUCUUCACCGUAUCAUUAUCAGUGGCACACCACUCCAAAACAAUCUGAAGGAACUGUGGGCGUUAUUUAAUUUCUGCUGUCCAGAGCUAUUAGGCGACAAGAAAGAGUUUAAGGAAAAAUACGAGCACUUCAUCAAUAGAGGAAAUGAGAAAAAUGCCUCUGAUCGAGUUCAGAGAAUGCAUUCAACCAUUUUUUCUGAGACGAUUGAAAAGUGAAGUAUUUCAUGAUGAUACCACACUUUCCAAGAAGAAUGAGAUUAUUGUAUGGCUAAGGUUAACUCGAUGUCAGCGUCAACUUUAUGAAGCUUUCUUAAAGAGUGAGAUUGUCCUCUCAGCUUGUGAUGGUUCCCCUCUUGCUGCACUUACGAUCCUGAAAAAAAUAUGUGAUCAUCCGCUUCUAUUGACAAAACGAGCUGCUGAAGAUGUCCUAGAAGGGAUGGAUUCAAUUGUAGACCAAGAAGAUCAUCGUGUUGCUGAAAGAUUGGCAAUGCACAUAGCAGAUGUUGCAGAGAGAUUUGACAUUGUCGAGAAUCAUGAUAUCUCUUGCAAAAUAUCAUUUAUAUUAUCUUUACUGGGCGAUUUAGUUCCAAAGGGACAUAAUGUGCUUAUAUUUUCACAAACGCGGAAGAUGCUAAAUCUAAUUCAGGAAUCUUUGAUAUCCAAUCACUACAAGUACAUCAGGAUAGAUGGUACUACUAAAGCCAGCGACAGAGCUAAAAUUGUCAAGGAUUUCCAAGAAGGGCAUGCAGCCCCAAUAUUUCUCCUGACCACCCAAGUUGGUGGAUUGGGCCUUACACUCACUAAUGCAGAUCGUGUUAUUGUAGUUGAUCCAGCAUGGAAUCCGAGCACUGACAAUCAGAGUGUAGAUCGGGCAUACCGCAUUGGUCAGAAGAAGGAUGUUAUUGUGUACAGAUUAAUGACGUGUGGCACUGUGGAAGAGAAAAUUUAUAGAAAGCAGGUAUUUAAAGGAGGAUUAUUCAGAAGUGCAACUGAACAUAAAGAACAAAUCCGUUAUUUCAGCCAACAGGAUCUUCGGGAUCUUUUCAGCUUGCCGAAACAAGGAUUUGAUAUUUCUCCCACUCAACAACAGCUGCUUGAAGAACAUGAUCAUCAGCAUACAAUGGAAGAGUCUCUUAGAGCCCAUGUCGAGUUCCUUGAAACUCUUAAUAUAGCCGGAAUUAGCCAGCAUAAUUUGCUCUUCUCCAAGGCAGCACCUUUACAAGCAGUUGAAAUAGAGGAGGAAGCAGGAAGGUUAAGAGGGAGUAGAUUCAUGGGGAAUCCACCAACACGAUCAUCAAUUGAACAAAAUGUUGAUGGAGCGCAUUAUGCUUUUAAUCCCAAGGAUAUAAAGAAAAUCCAGAAGAAUUCAAAUCCUGAUGUUAGGGAACCAUCAGAAGAUGAAAUCAGAGCAAGAAUUAAUCGCUUAUCUCAGAUCUUUGCUGACAAGGCUGCAGUUUCUAGGCUGCCUGACAACGGGGAGAAAAUACACAGGCAAAUAAUUUCAUUGAACCUUCAGCUUGAUCAGUUGCGAAUGGCAAAAAGAAACAAGGAAGAUGUCAUUGAGUUAUAGAUUUCUUUUCAAAAUCUGAAGCAUCAUGUAAAUAUGAUUUCCAUGAAUCUUAAUCAUUCAAGUAUGAUUUACAUGGCACAGGAUUUCAACAUGAGGUUUCUUGUUAGUCUAUGAGGAUUUAACAUUUGGUUUUGUGCCAUGUUCUCUCUCUUUCUUGGUAACAACACAUGUCAGUCUGCAGAAUUCUGAUGGUUCUUUAGGACUGUCAAAGUUCAGCCAAAUGUUUCCAAGUGAAUGCUAAUGAUAAAUUUACCAGGAAUUCUAUAA